GCUAACCACUUCCAUAAAUCAGAGAAGAAACGACGAUGGAAGAUUCGUCAUGGGCCAUAGCUAAUGUGAGUUAGCGCAAAUUAUUUAUAAAUCUGUAAGACUACUUUUUUCCACCCGAGUUGCUUAACUUGAUAUAUUUUAUUUGCUUAAUACACGAAUUGGUACUUGUUUAUAACGUGCCUGAUAAAGCUGGGCUGUAGCCCUUACCUUUAGCCGCGUUAGCAGCGAACUUGGUUGUUUUGGAGCGUUAGACCUUCAUUUAGCUUUUUUUUUCCCUGCUUCAUUUUUAAGUAAACUUGGAACUUUUUGGUGUACUUCUGUGAAGACAGACACGCCGGGAUUUUUUGUUUUUCUGAACUGUUCGGGUGGAGCCCAUCAGUGCGCUUCUUGUUUGAAGGCCGAUUUGACAACAAAGCCAUCUGGUUUGAAGUACUGUCUGCUCAGCUGUGCCUGUUUUGCCUGUUUAUGAACGUGUCGCCGAGAAAACAUGGAUUCCAAACGUCCAAAGAGCAAAAACGAAAGCAGCGACGAGUCGAGCAGCUGCAGCUCGGCGUCCCCGUCCCGCAGCCCGCAGGAGGCCGCUAGCAAAGCCGCCGUGCCCGCAGGCAACGUGUUCGCCAACGACGGCAGCUUCAUGGAGAUGUUUAAAAAGAAGAUGGAGGAGGAGAAGAGGAAAAAGGAGACGCAGCAAACAGGUGGAGACGAGCAAGGACAGUCGUCAGUGGAAAGGAAGCCUGCUGCCGUGACGAGCUUUGUGGGGAAACGCAGAGGCGGUGUGUUCCUAAAGACCGGUAUGGUUGCAAAGAAGCAAAAACAGGACACAGAGGUUGAGCCAGGCAAGAGCGAUGCUUGGUCAAAGUACAUGGCUGAGGUGAAAAAGUACAAAGCCCACCAGUGUGGCGACGAUGACAAAACCAGGCCUCUCGUCAAGUAGGCUCCUAAAAGGGAACGUGGACCGACAGUGCUGAGGGGAAAGCCAUCUGCAAGAAGCUUUGAAACGCUCAAACUGCUUACCUUCUUACUGCCAGUUUUCCAGUCUCUUAAAUCUCUGAAAAACUUUUGUUUUUUCUUCGUCUUGCUUGUUGUUUUUAUCUGGUGUUAAAAAGGGUUUCAGAAAUGUAGUUUACUUUAAUUCUGUUGUUGAUUACAUCUGAUACAUGGGCAUAUUGAUAAUUGACUAAUCAAAUCACAUUAAAAUUAAAUCUGUACUGCCCA
This is a messenger RNA of Thalassophryne amazonica, 1215 nucleotides long. RefSeq names its product telomerase RNA component interacting RNase (gene trir). The record is from RefSeq and is a predicted model, not a curated record. NCBI's taxonomy places the organism in Eukaryota, Metazoa, Chordata, Actinopteri, Batrachoidiformes, Batrachoididae. Gene Ontology annotation, molecular function: 5'-3' exonuclease activity; 3'-5' exonuclease activity. The transcript is spliced from 3 exons. The coding region runs from base 488 to 934 and encodes 148 amino acids.